Dipodomys spectabilis (banner-tailed kangaroo rat) is the source of this 2649-nucleotide messenger RNA. RefSeq names its product dpy-19 like C-mannosyltransferase 3 (gene Dpy19l3). Gene Ontology annotation, molecular function: mannosyltransferase activity. Lineage: Eukaryota; Metazoa; Chordata; Mammalia; Rodentia; Heteromyidae. The record is from RefSeq and is a predicted model, not a curated record. Gene Ontology annotation, cellular component: nuclear inner membrane. The transcript is spliced from 19 exons. The coding region runs from base 101 to 2251 and encodes 716 amino acids.
GCGCGCGCGACCGCGGGGCGCGGAGGCCGCAAGUCCGGGACUUGCGUGUCGGGACCCGAGGGAGUGGUCAGAAGAACAAUGCAUAUAAGUCUUUGAUAUCAUGAUGUACCUCCGGCAAAGGAAAGAGAUAAAAACCAUUGAACUUUCUGAGGGUUUCCCAGCACAAGAAGAAAAUGGGAAGUUGGAAAACAAAUUGCCAACUGGUUGUACCAAUAGAAAAUUCUGGAAGAUUCUGUCCUUUACGAUCGGUGGCACCAUUGCCCUGUGUAUUGGACUUCUUACAUCGAUCUACCUUGCAACCUUACAUGAGAAUGACUUGUGGUUUUCUAAUAUUAAGGAAGUGGAGCGAGAAAUCUCAUUCAGGACUGAAUGUGGACUGUACUAUUCUUACUAUAAGCAGAUGCUGCAAGCACCAACCCUCACACAAGGUUUCCGUGGCUUAAUAUAUGAUAAUAAAACUGAAUCUCUGAGGACCAUUAACCUCCUUCAGCGAAUGAAUAUUUACCAAGAGGUUUUUCUCAGCAUUUUAUAUAGAGUUCUACCAAUUCAGAGAUACUUAGAGCCCGUUUACUUUUAUAUUUAUACCUUAUUUGGACUCCAAGCAAUCUAUGUCACAGCCCUCUACAUCACCAGCUGGCUCCUUAGUGGCACCUGGCUGUCAGGACUAUUAGCAGCCCUCUGGUAUGUCACAAACAGGAUAGAUACCACAAGAGUUGAGUUCACCAUCCCACUGAGGGAGAACUGGGCACUGCCAUUCUUUGCAAUUCAGAUCGCAGCAAUUACUUAUUUCCUAAGGCCAAAUUUACAGGCUCUUUCCGAAAGGCUGACGCUUCUUGUGGUCUUCAUAUCAACUUUCCUCUUCAGUCUGACCUGGCAAUUUAAUCAGUUUAUGAUGCUAAUGCAAGCAUUAGUGCUAUUCACCCUCGACUCCCUGGAUAUGCUACCAGCUGUAAAGGUGACCUGGCUGUAUGGGAUCCAGAUAGCAGGCUUACUCCUUGUCUGUGUCCUUCAGUUUUUUAACUCCAUGAUUCUGGGAUCCUUGCUUAUCAGUUUUAACCUGUCAGUGUUAAUUGCAAGAAAAUUUCAGAAAAACCUAAAAACGGGGACUUUUCUUACUAGGAUUGGGAAACUUCUGCUACAUUUACUUACAGUUUUUUGUUUGACGCUUUUUCUCAACAAUGUUAUUAAGAAAAUGCUUAACCUGAAGUCAGAUGAACACAUAUUUAAAUUUCUAAAGGCAAAAUUUGGGUUUGGAGCAACAAGGGAUUUUGAUGCAAAUCUGUAUCUGUGUGAAGAAGCAUUCGGCCUGCUGCCUUUUAACACUUUUUCAAGGCUGUCAGAUACUCUGCUCCUCUAUGCCUACAUCUUUGUGCUCUCCAUCACUGUGAUUGCUGCCUUUGUCGUUGCCUUUCACAAACUCAGUGAUUCUGGAAUCCAAGAGCAGGAGGGUAAGAUGGGAAGAUGCUCCAUUGACCUGAAGCCAGAUACUGCUUACAACCUAAUACACACUGUGCUGUUCGGAUUCUUGGCAUUGAGUACAAUGAGAAUGAAAUACCUCUGGACCUCUCACAUGUGUGUGUUUGCUUCGUUUGGCUUAUGCAGCCCUGAUAUCUGGGGGUGGCUUCUGAAGUCCGUCCGUCUUCAUAACCCAAAAGGGAUCUGCGUCAUACGAUACUCCGUUCCAGUGUUGACACUGCUCUACCUGUGCUAUAAGUUCUGGCCAGGAGUGAUGGAUGAGCUCUCUGAGUUGAGAGAAUUCUAUGACCCAGAUACAGUGGAGCUGAUGACCUGGAUUAACUCUAACACUCCCAGGAAGGCGGUGUUUGCUGGCAGCAUGCAGCUGCUGGCAGGCGUGAAACUCUGUACGGGAAGGACCUUAACCAACCACCCACACUACGAAGACAAUGGCCUUCGAGAGCGGACCAAAGCGGUUUAUCAGAUCUACGCCAAGAGGUCCCCUGAGGAUGUGCACGCACUCCUGAGGUCCUUCGGUGCAGAUUACGUCAUCUUGGAGAACAGCAUCUGCUACGAGCGCAGGCACCGCCGGGGCUGCCGCCUGCGGGACCUGCUGGACAUCGCCAAUGGACACGUGAUGGACGGCCCAGGAGAGAACGAUCCAGAUCUGAAAGCUGCAGACCACCCUCGCUUCUGUGAGGAGAUCAAAAGGAACCCACCUCCCUACGCAGCCCACUUCACUAGAGUAUUUCAGAACAAGACCUUCCAUGUCUACAAACUGUCCACAAACAAGUAGUGGAGAUUCCUGCCCAGUCUCUCGGUUUUUUCCUCACAGGAGACUGCAGGGGGCUGAGGCUCUGUGGCCCGGGCUUCCUGUGAGAGGCAGUCUCUGGUGACUUGAGAUGUCCUACAAGUAUUACACAGUGUCAGCGUCUUCAGAAGCAUCUUCCAACAGGCUUUGGGCGCUUUCCUGUCUUGUGUCUCUUUGUUCCAUGUUCUUUUUCUGGGUCCAGAUUUGAAAGGCAUUUCAUUUCAGGCUGAGAAUCUUCACUUUGGUCCACUCUGGUGGAAUGGGAUUAACAGGAAGAAACGUUAAGUUAUUUAACAGGAACUCACUAGAGAAGAGCAGUUGGUGGCUUUUUACAAAACUCUUUUUUUUUUUUUUUUAGCCAGGCUCCCAGUGACUCAUGCCUG